Messenger RNA from Acanthochromis polyacanthus (spiny chromis), 2770 nucleotides. RefSeq names its product UPF0450 protein C17orf58 homolog. Lineage: Eukaryota; Metazoa; Chordata; Actinopteri; Pomacentridae. Gene Ontology annotation, molecular function: protein binding. The record is from RefSeq and is a predicted model, not a curated record. The transcript is spliced from 5 exons. The coding region runs from base 211 to 1419 and encodes 402 amino acids.
UUCCUUCAUACACUGCAAACAGCAUUGUGGGCUUAUUCAGAAUCCACUCAUGAAUGGAAGGAGUGUCACGCCACAUGUGUUUAUUUCUGUGUUUGGGACGUCCCACCGCCUCCCUCUCCAUCCCAUCUCCUUCCUGAGCGCUCCUAUAAAAAUCCCGGGAAUCCCAACCGUGCAGCAGACUUUAAAGUGUUUCCACACCGAGCAUCCAGGAUGACAGGGAUUACUCUGAUCCUUUUGUUUCUUGCGCUUCCUCUUUACCACACAGAGGAACAUGCUGUUAAUGAGCUGUACACCCUGAUAGAAAAAGGUCAGAGCAGCUUUGUGGAUCCAGUUCUAAGCAACCAGAGCCGGCUGCUGGUUAAAGAACCCUCCCUGCCCAUCAACGAGCUCAUAGAGAAGAGCAGCAAGACCAGCGAGUCCAAAUUCAACCUUCAUCCUCUCCCAGCCGCUGUGUGGCCGAAGCACAGCGACCUGGCCCCCAUCCCUCGCCAUCACAGCCCCCACAACAAGAGCAAAAAGGGCCCCAAGAUCGACCGCCUGGUGGAGCACAACAGCGAGAAGAACAGAGGGGAAGUGAUCGGUCUGCUUCCCAAAACACCGCUGACAGCAGCUGCAGGCUCUGCUGUAAACCGCACAGUGCAGAAAACCAACCAGGAGGUCCAACCCAAUGUCAGUCCACCUCAGCAGACCGAGCCGGAGGGACACCCCAACUCCAGAGCCAGGCCUCCACCUCACACCCAGCCUCCAGCUCAGCCGCCACAAACCGCUGCUUCUCCUCCACGCAGGGAUCCCCCCAACCGGAGGAUGGACCCGGAGGAGAACCGGCCGGGGAAGUCCAGCCUCUACCAGUCUGGUAUCGGUGCUGCGACCAGGAACAACAGCCGCCCACCAGUGAUCUUCAACCGGCGCUCCUCCAGCCUGCUGUACCAGUUUGACAUCCUGAGGCGAGCAGAGUCCGACUUCACACAUGACGCCUUCUGCAUGAGCGAGUGCAGGAAGGAGAAGGAGGAGAGAGAGUAUUACUGCCACAGCGAGUUUGCUGUCAAUGGGGUCGUCCAUGACAUUGAUGUGCUGCGGAAAGGAAUACGGCUCAUCACGCUGAUGGUCAGCAGCGACGGCUUCUACAAGAUGAGUCGUCUGUAUGUGACCCCAGACAGCUUCUUCUUCAAAGUUCGCCUUCUGGUCUUGGAUACCUACAAGUGCAGCAAACCUUGUCCCGAUAUCAAACUUGGAACCAGAUACAUUAUAAUGGGUCAGAUCUACCACCGGAGGCGUCAUCUUCCCAGUGACCUCCUGAACCUGCUGGGUGGUAAACUGAAGCCUGGGGACGGCCUGCUGCGAAGCAACAACUAUGUCAAGAGGUUCAACAAACGGAGGCACCAGAAAGCUCUGGACGCCACCCGCUCCAGGUGUAGGUGAACCACACACAGGACUAAAGCCCCUCGAUGCAGGGGAAGAGACACUGUGGCUGAACUGAUCUUAACUAACCUCUCAGUAUUGUGCAAGACAGAAGAUGUGUUGCAGGAGGAAGGCAUGGAUUUACUCUCAUAUGGACUGCUAUGACGUAUCAUAAUACUGGCAAUUUUUUUUAACUUAUCUGUUAAGUUCCCAGAGUGCAGACGUGUGGUUUCUUUGACCGAAAACACAAGCAGCUUUAAUUAAAAUGAUGAUUUGUAACAUUAGGGGCACCGAACACCUAUUAGCCUGCUGUUAUCUUCCCAAAAUAGCAACUCCAUUCAAACUCCUCAUUCACUCAUGGCUGGUUCAUGAAGUCCCUGAAUUAAUAGGAUAUCAAACAAUGGUUCACUUUUAAAGUUUGAUUCAACAUUAUUAUACAGAAUGGCAAUCUUUCAUCUUUUUACUUUUUUAGUUCUCCAUUUCAAACAGCAAACCAACUACAUAACAAAUCUUGUAUUUUCUAAUUGGUGUCAAAGCACACUCCUAUAUUUAACAUUCAAAUCAACACAUUGUUGCCCAUGUUUUUUAGAAGUGAUUGUUUUCUGGAAUAAUCACAGAUUCUAUAUUAGUUUCAUGAAAAUUCUCAUUACUUUGAUUGUAAUAACACUUCUCAAAUGAUAUGAAUGCAAAAUAUUGUUUUGCACUGAACAAUAUUAGUAGACGUGUGCAUAAUGACAUUGUGGGUGAUAUUCGUGAACAGGAAAUGCACUAUUAAACGAGGGAAUUAAGGGCCUGAAAAAGCAACAACAAACCCCAGUGGAGGAGACAGAGGAGGGAGGAAAAGGAGGAAGAGAAGAAGUUUUCUUGUCAUGAGAGCAGCUUAUUUUUCUAGCUUCAAUUAUGUGUCCACGAUGAAAUGUCUGCCCGGGACAUCAAAAGGGGGCCUUGCUGAAUGAGGAGGAGGUGUGGUUUUGUUGGGACUAAGCCAUAAAUCUAAUCGCAGGAAUCUGAUCCUCGGCACACCUGGACACAUGACCCGAAAAUUGCCUCCUUCACUGCACCUUUUAGGGAUGACUCGUGGUUUCACGAACAUGCACUCCUUUACGAACGCUCGAAAGGGGGUAUUUAAAGUAUGUAGGCAGGAUCAGAGGAAAAGGGGAGGCAGGGGCAAGGUGGAGGAGGAACUGAAGCAGUAGAGGGUGUGUUGGGUCUGCUUUUCCAAAGGGAUAGCUUCUUAUUUAAUCAAAAAUCCCUGGCUUGAUUGUAGUACGACCCUGAGCUCAUGCUUCUUACGAAAGGGAAAAGAUUUGCACUGAAUGCUUACACUGCUUUACUAAACAUGAACUCAAUAAAAAUGUGUAUUUGUUUUGUA